Molecule: messenger RNA, 4989 nt
Organism: Colletotrichum truncatum
Lineage: Eukaryota; Fungi; Ascomycota; Sordariomycetes; Glomerellales; Glomerellaceae
Source: RefSeq, a predicted model, not a curated record
AUGGCUACCGACCCCCGACCUCGGCGUCGCGAGGACUUUCGGAUCGCGGUGUUGUGCGCCCUACCCCUAGAGUACAAUGCUGCCACUUUGGCGUUCGACGAAUUCUGGGACGAGGAUGGCGACAAAUUCGGGAGAGCACGAGGAGACCCCAACACCUACACAACUGGCCGAAUCGGAAAAUACAACGUCGUUUUGGCAUUACUACCCAAUAUGGGAGGCAUCUCUGCUGCUAGCGCAAUGGCCAGCAUUCGUUCAAGCUACACAGAGCUCAAGCUGGCCAUCUUGGUGGGCAUAUGCGGCGGUGUGCCCGGCGUGGGCACCAAGACAGAAAUUCUACUUGGGGACGUCAUCAUCAGCAAGACAGUAGUUCAAUACGACUUUGGCCGCCAGCAUCCCCAUAAGUUUACACGAAAAGACACUAUCGACGACAACCUGGGACGACCAAACAAAGACAUCCGCUCACUGCUUGCCAGUCUUGAGACGGAACGUAGCUUCGAUAUUCUCCAGCGCCGAACAUCUGAGACCCUUGCUCAGAUCCAGCAAGAAGCCGCCCAGGCCGUUCGGAAACGGAAACGGACCCGGUAUCCCUACCCUGGAGCGGCGCAAGACAUGCUCUUCAAUCCAAACUAUAUACAUAGACACCGAGACGAAGAAGGCUGUGGCUGUGACGAAUCAUGGGUUUGCGAUACAGCCCCUGAUGCAUCGUGCAAGGAGCUUGAAUGCGACGUCGCUCACCUACUCCCUAGGGAGCGCCUUGAAACAAAGAAGAGGCUAGAGCGUGAAGGGGACGUCUCACAAGCCCAGGAGCCGCAAAUAUUCAUUGGUCGUGUUGGAUCAGGCAACACGGUGAUGAGGUCCGGCAUGCAUCGUGAUAGUAUUGCCAAGGAACAUAGCCUCAUCGCCUUCGAGAUGGAGGCGACCGGAGCGUGGGAUGAGGUUCCUUGUAUUGUUGUCAAGGGAGUCUGCGACUAUGCCGACAGCCAUAAAAAUAAGAAGUGGCAGACGUUUGCAGCUGCAACAGCAGCAUCUACGAUGAAAGCAUUACUCGGGCUCUAUAUUCAAACUGAUACACGUAGGGAUUGGAGAGCAGACUUUUCAAUCCGGCGUAACAUUGAGAUUUUGAAUUGGAUCUCAAAAGAGCCUUACGAGCAACAUCACAAACUGACGAGAAGUGAAGUUUUGAAUGGCACAGGAAAGUGGCUCCUUGAGGACCCAACUUUCUUGCAAUGGAAGAACGAAAGCGUUUCAUCAGUCUUGUGGCUGCACGGCAUCCCAGGCUCUGGCAAGAGCAAGCUGACGUCUCUUGUCGUUGAGGACUCCCAACAGGCUUUUCAGAGUAGUCAGAGCACAGCCCUGGCGUACUUUUACUGCUCCCGUAACCCAGCCGAGCCCGGUCGUUCGGACCCUGCUAGCAUAGCGGCUAGUAUUGCAAGACAGCUUGCGAUACCUCAACUCGGAGGGGAGCUUCUUGAUGCUGCAGUGAAGGAGUACACUAAUGCCGAAGACAAGGCCUUCGCCUCUAGAUCACUCACACUAGUUGAAAGUCAGGACCUUAUUCUUAGGCUCCUUAAAAGUUAUAAAGAUCAUAAGAUAAUGCUUGUGAUCGACGCACUGGACGAAUGCAAAGAGGCAACCCGACAAAACCUUUUGGGAUUGUUGAAUACACUUUUAGAGGCUCCAUGUCUUUUGAAGAUAUUCGUCUCAAGCCGGGAUGACCAGGACAUUGUCUAUAAUUUAAGACAAUGCCCGAACUUAUUCCUCUCCUCCGAGCGCAACUCGGGGGAUAUAGAUCUUUUUGUACGAACGGAGACCAGACGCCUCAUCGGCAAAGGGUCUUUACUGCGUGGCAGCGCAAGAAGAGAUGAGCUUCACGGCAAGAUUGUCCGUGAACUUACAUCCAAAGCGCAUGGCAUGUUCCGCUGGGCAAGCCUACACAUACAAGAACUUUGCCGACAGACUACCGAUGCAGCGAUUGAGGAGAGACUCUUAAGAAUUCCUAAAACGCUAGAAGGGCUCUACCAAGAGAUUCUCUUCAAAAUCGAGAACCGCGAUGCGGAUGCAGAUAGAAAUCUGGCCAGGAAUGCUUUUAUUUGGUUGCUAUGUAGUCGAGAGCAACUAGAAUCAGAUGACUUUCUGGCAAUGGUAUCCAGAAAGGACGGAUCCUCUCUUGCGAUCUCCAAGGAUCAGCUUCUAGAUUUAUGCUGCAACCUCGUCAUUUUCGAUACCACUCUGGACGCUUUUCGGUUCUCUCAUUUAUCGGUGAGGGAGUUCCUUGAAAAUCAAUAUACAUACCAAACAACUACCGCAAACGCGGUUGCGGCCGAAAUCUGUCUACUCAAUCUCGCUGCCAUCCCAUCCGAACUUGCGUCUUUGACAUCGCUUUUGGAAUACUCAUGCUCGUUUUGGGCAGACCAUGCGCAGGCGGCUGGUCAAGAAAGGCAACCACGAUUGAAUCAAAUUCUGAUCGAAUUCUUUUCUGGAGAGCAAAACCCGCGCUCGGUCUUUUAUCGGUGGCAUAGUAUGAUUACACAGUUGUUUGAAGGCAGGGGUAUAUACCGGAGUGGGUUUUGGAGGCUCUUGGAAGUCACGUUUUCCACGCCAUCUGCCUUGCUGGUGAUCUGCCUGUUUGACUUGUCUAAUGUCCUCGGCCAGGAGCAUUGGAGACAGCUAGCAAAAGAUGGGCCGAGGACUAUACGCCGCAUCACACACGAAGAAGCUGCAGUCUUAUACGGUAGCAUUGGGAUUCUUGAAUGGCAUUUUAAUGCCGGAAUUCCUUUCAAAGUAACUAAAGAUGUUGUGCGAGCGAUGGUCGCGAGCAGAGAAGAAACCUGUAUACAGGUAAUAGCGCUACUACUCAACAAGCAUGGGAACAACAUCCAGAUCACAGAAGAAGUCGUCAACGCAGCGGCCUCGAAUACAAAAUACGGUGACAUAAUACUUGCGUUUCUCUUCGAGAAACGUGGACAUGAAUUCAUAGUCACCGACGAAAUCAUUGAUGCUGCGGUUCAGAACGAAACCCUAGGUGUGGACUUAGUUUCACUGCUUCUGAAGCAAAGAGGAAGCGAGAUUAGUAUUACUGAAGAUACUAUUAUAGCUGCAGCUCAGAACGACAAGCUUGGUGUAGCCGUAAUAACGCUAUUGCUAGAAGAGCGGGGUGACGAGAUUGGCAUUUCCGAAGAUACUCUUAUAGUAGCAGCAACACGGUAUCCUAGCAGGGGUCUUUCCGGGAAUUUUUAUAAGACAAUAGCGCUGCUUCUCAACAAGUGCAGCCCCCAGAUUCACAUUACUGAAGACGUUAUACUGGCGAUUGCUGGGGUUGUCGCCUGCGGUAGAAACACAAUGGCAUUGCUUCUCGACAACUGUCAAGACGAAAUAAAGAUCACCGCAAAACUCUUUCAAAGUGUAUCCAAAAUCAAUAAUGCAAAACGACGAAACCAAACAAUGGUGCUACUUCUCGAUAGAUUUGGGGCGGAGUCUCAGAUCACCAAUGAAAUUGUUGAGGUGGCUGCAGAACACUUUCACGAUACUAUACUGCGUAAACUCAUCGACAUACACGGCGAAGCGGUACGGGUCACCGAAGAGAUCAUCAAACUUGCGGCUCAAAAUAAGUAUAGAAGUGCGGAAAUAAUAGAGCUACUUCUUGAGAAGCGCGGGCAUGAGGUUCAGAUCACCGACGAGAUCCUCAAGCUUGCGGUUCAAAACGAAUACAGCGGUGCAAAAUUAUUGGAGCUACUUUUUGACAAGCGCGGGCAUGAGGUUCAGAUCACCAAAGACAUUGUUCACCUUGCAAGCGUUAAUUCAACGUCUGGCGCAGAGUUGAUAAUGAUACUUCUCAAGAAUCGAGGAGGCCAGGUUCAAAUAUCAGAAAAUGUUCUCAUAUGCGCAGCUCUACAGCAAGACUUGGGUUUUGACCCCGAUAAAGAGCUGUUAAGGUUCCUGUUUGACGAGCGCAAGGAGGAGAUUCAACUCACCGAGCGCGUCAUUGUUGCUGCGGCCAGUAACCCCUCUUGCAACGCAGCUAGCAUGAGAAUACUUCUAGAAAAGUGUGGAAAAGCGGUUUGCAUCACCGAUGAGGUCAUCAGAACGGCGGUAAGGAACCAAGACUUUGGCGACGUAAUAGCGCUGCUUCUCCAGGAGCGCGGAGACGAUAUCCAGAUCACGGAAACAGUUUUGAAGAGUGCAGUCCAAAACGGACAUUGUGGUGACAAAAUAACCGACUUUCUUCUUCAAAAACGUGGAGACGAUAUUCAAAUCACAGAACAGGUCCUCGAGGCUGCGGUGUCGAAUCUAGUGUGCGGCGACAUUGUGGUAGCUGCUCUUCUCAAAAGGCAUAAAGACAAAUUCCGAGUCACGGAAGGAUUCCUCACAAGCAUAUUGUGCAAAACACUCAUCACAGCCUCCAGUAUGGGCCAUCUGGAGGUUGUCGAGGUCCUUCUCGAAAACAGAGUAGACGUGUCAGUAGCUGACAACAACGGAUGGACGCCACUCCAUGCGGCCUCGAGCAAUGGUCAUUUUCAAGUUGUCAAGGCUCUCCUCGAGAACAAUGCAGACGUCUCGGUAUCUAAUAACUUCGGAUGCACGCCACUCCACACAGCCUCAUACAAAGGCCAUCUUCAGGUUGUUUGGGUCCUUCUCGAAAACAAGGCAGAAGCCUCGGUUGCCGAUACCCAAGGAUGGACGCCACUCCAUGCGGCCUCGAGUAAUGGUCAUUUUCAAGUUGUCAAGGCUCUCCUCGAGAACAAUGCAGACGUCUCGGUAUCUAAUAACUUCGGAUGCACGCCACUCCACACAGCCUCAUACAAAGGCCAUCUUCAGGUUGUUUGGGUCCUUCUCGAAAACAAGGCGGAAGCCUCGGUCGCGGAUAUUCAUCAAUGGACACCACUCCAUGCGGCCUCGAGCAAUGGUCAUCUUGAAGUUGUUAAAGCUCUCCUCGAGAGCAAUGCAGACGUUUCGGUAUCUAAUGACUUUGGAUGUCCUUCUCGAAAGUAG